AUGUCAUUGGAGUCAGCAAGAUACACACCAGAGGUGGACAGGUUAAUCUCAGAAGGCUCGAAAGCCUACGCUUUAAAGGAUUAUGAUUUAGCCUCCGAGAAAUAUGGAGAAGCUUGUGAACUGUAUUCAGAGCAUCAUGACGGAAAAGAAGAUGGCGACUUAUUGUUGUUGUAUGGAAAAGCAUUAUUCCAGAGCGGAGUUAGCAAAUCGGGUAUUUUGGGUGGCAUUGGUGCUAAUGGUGUUGAUACAAAAGCUGAAGAUGGAGAAGAACAAAAUGGGGAGGAGCAAAACAAGGAUGAUGAUGACAAAUUUCAAUUUUACGAUGCUGAACCUGUUGAAGAUGUACAGAAAGAAGGGGGGGACAACGGCGAAGAGGUGAAGGAGCUGGGACUGGGGCCGGGACUGGAGCCGGGGCUGGAGCACGAUUGGGAGGACGUAAAAGACUCAGAAAACGACCAGGAAGGAAAUCAAGAAGAGGAGCAAGAAGAAUCCAGUUUUGAAAUUGCAUGGAUGACUUUGGACGUUGCAAGAGCAUUAUUCGAAGACAAGUUAGACAAAUUAAAGAAACCAAAUUUUGAGUCUCCAUAUAUACCAAAUGAGUCAAGUCCCACGACAGAGGAUGAGUAUAUUAUCACAUUGAAAAAAUUAUCAGAAACAUAUGAUAUACUAGGUGAAGUCUCAUUGGAAGCAGAGAAUUUUCCCCAGUCGGCUCAGGAUUUAUCAAAAGCGCUAAAAUUGAGACUUGAACUAUACCCCAAAUCGUCAUCCUUGGUUUCUGAAUCACAUUAUAAACUAGCGUUAGCUUUGGAAUUUUGCCUUGACGAUCCUGAACUGCGUACGAAAGCUGCAGAACAAAUUAAACUAGCUAUAGAAUCGACUACAGAAAGAAACUCUAAAGAGCAAGAUGCUUCUAAACGUAAAGAGAAUGAUGAGAUGGUUCUAGAGCUACAAGAAAAGUAUGAUGAGUUGAAGAAAGACCCCCAAGAAGAUAUCAGUCAACAACAAGUUGAUAUGAUCAAGGGACUUCUAGGAGUUGGUGGAGCUGAUGCCGGUACCAGUGUCUCUGCAUCUGCGACGCUUGGAGCAUUGGGAGCCAGUGCAAGCGGAAAAAGUAAUUCCGAUCAAAAUCCAAAGCCAGUUAAUGAUUUGUCUAAUUUAGUUAAAAAGAGAAAAACAACAAAAGGAAAAGAAAAGGACGAAAAAAGGGCGAAAAAGUAG
This is a messenger RNA of Lodderomyces oxycetoniae, 1218 nucleotides long. RefSeq lists its product as uncharacterized. NCBI's taxonomy places the organism in Eukaryota, Fungi, Ascomycota, Pichiomycetes, Serinales, Debaryomycetaceae. The record is from RefSeq and is a predicted model, not a curated record. Gene Ontology annotation, cellular component: nucleoplasm. The transcript has a single exon. Bases 1 to 1218 code for a protein of 405 amino acids. Gene Ontology annotation, biological process: DNA replication-dependent chromatin assembly; CENP-A containing chromatin assembly. Gene Ontology annotation, molecular function: histone binding.